This is a messenger RNA of Amblyraja radiata (thorny skate), 7068 nucleotides long. It is a transcript of the gene scaf11, whose product is annotated as SR-related CTD-associated factor 11. Gene Ontology annotation, biological process: spliceosomal complex assembly. Bases 459 to 5663 code for a protein of 1734 amino acids. Gene Ontology annotation, molecular function: RNA binding. The record is from RefSeq and is a predicted model, not a curated record. The transcript has 16 exons. Lineage: Eukaryota; Metazoa; Chordata; Chondrichthyes; Rajiformes; Rajidae.
GCUGCCCCUCCCCCAGCGACAUGUGGACGUGAGGCUCGGGCCCGGCGCUUCCGCAGUGAGAGAGCGACUUUCUCAGGCGAUUCGGGCGGCGGACUCGGAUUUGUUCUCGGUCUUGGACUCGGAGCGAGUUGGCGGUGAAGCAGUUGCGGAGACGAUGAUCACAUGAGUGACGGGGACUGUGGUGAAGCGGAGAGAGCGCGGCCCGGCCGGACUGAGUUUUGUGCUGUCAACUAUAUGUAAAAGAUGGGAGACAGGAAAUUAACAGAACCUACAUCGUUUUCAGAUAAUGACGAUUUUGAAGAUGGCGGACAAGUUUGGGUGUCAGGAAGGUGAAUCAUGCCACAGAACACCCACCUGUUCUUUCAGCCACAGUAUUUAUGUGGCUGGUCUACUUUGUGUUUCUGGUCGUUGGCGACUCCCACCCCCACCCCAGGAUGUUGAUGGCAAGGAACUAAUUAAUGAUGAUGCCAUUGAAUAUCAAGGGUGAAGAAAAUGAACAAGAACACGCUGAUAAUGGAUUGUUUGUUCCAACCACUGAUCAAAUUGACUGGUGCCCUAUCUGUCUGAACCUCUUUGUGGAACAAGAGGUAGCUGUUCCUGAGAACUGUUCCCAUGUUUUUUGCCUGAGGUGCAUUCUUACAUGGGCUGAAAAACUCAGUUCCUGCCCAAUAGACAGAAAACCUUUCAGUGUGGUGUACAAACAAGACAAUAUAAAGAGUAACACAAAGAUUCCAGUGAAGCAGUGCUUAAUUAAAAAUUCACGAGAGCAGAGGGAUAGCAGUAGUAAAGCACAUUAUGUUAGCGUCACAAGAGAACAUGACGGAAUAUGCACUUGCGUAAAGGACAGAUGCAUAAGGCACUGUGAUGACUGGGAACAAACUGAAUUUUGUGAAAAACAUAACAUAUCGAUCAUCACCUGCACCAAUAGGAGCAGGAGUCCCAAAAAGACUAAAAAUAAGGUCAACAGAAAAAAAUGUCACCAGCCAUGCGUGAGGAAUGAUCUGAACAGUUUCUCUCCACAGUAUGGGAAAUCGGAAAUGUCCCUUUCCCAGGCUGAAAACUGCACAGAGUUUGUUGACGUGUGUGAAAUUGCACCACUAAUCAGACAGAAGAGAAGAGGACCCGAGUCGCUUAGAUUGCCAUGGCGAAAUGCAUUUACUGCUCUAACAACAGAAAUGUUGAGGCAAGAAAUCGGCUUAAUUUCUGUUGGACACGAUGAAGCAGACACUGCUUUACCUCUGCGAGACCUGAUGUCAGGAACUACAUUUCUAUCAAACCCACUCGAAUUGGGACGUUCUGUUGAUUUUCCUGGCAUGAAGUGUGCACUUGCAGGCACCAGAGGAGGUGGAGAGAAAAAGAAUAAGUCUGACACAUCAGGUAGUGCAAAUGCUGGCAACUCUGAAUCUUCACAAGGCAGAAGAAGAUCAAUGCGCAUCAGCAAAGCAGAAAACGUGGACAAAUCUGCCAGCUCAUCUCAAAGGUCCCAGUCAGGCUCUGGUACAUCUGUUUCUAAAGCAACUCUGGAAUGUGCACAAACUCCACCUAAAAAGGCUGGAAAACAAAAGACCAAGAGGAAAUUAGAGAAUGAGCAAAGUAAGACUCCCUCUGAGAAAAAGAAAACCAGAGUCACCCGUAGUUCCUACAAAAAAUCUGAUUCUAGUAGUUCUGACCCAAACGAUAGUCCUAUUGUCAGUGAAACGGAGCCUCAACCUCUUACACCUAUCUCCACCGAAAAGCAGUUGAUAGCUUUGGAUAAUAGUAAUCCAAGCCAUUUAUCAGCUAAUGGCUGUAGUGAAAAUAUUAAUUCAAUAGAGAAGGAUAAAGAGGAAGAAGUUACUGAAAAAGAGCAGAGUCAUGGAGAGAAUAUAAACCCAUGUGCUGAUGAUGAGGAAAGUGUACCAAUUACUGACCCAAUUAAUGUUGAUGAAGCACGAAAUUCAAAUCUUCCAUCAUCUACUGAUGAUGAAGAUUUUAUGGAACUUAACUCGGGAAACUCCACAAAACAAACCGGCAAAGAAAUGGUUGACACGGAACAGUAUAACUUGAAAGAUCAGAUGUGUUCAAUCAAUGCAGAUGUGCCCUGUACCAGUGUGUCUAAUAAUGAUAAAGAUACUAGUCCCAUAACAUGUCCUGAAAGUCCAUCAAUUGAAGAUUAUGAUGAGAUAGAAAGUAAGGCACCAGCAGAAGAUGAAUAUUCUGAGCAACAUAGAGAGGCAGAAUUUACUGAGAGCGUGGGAAGUCCUGAACAAGUACUUGCAUGUAUGGAUGUUACUGAAAAGCUGUCAAUAGCUAAAAGUACAGGAAUACACGUUGAUGCUACCCCCUCCGAGGAAGGAAUGUCAUUGGAAAAUACUGAUGCUGAGCUGAAUAGAGCUGAAUGUGGAGAAGUUAAGGAUGAUCCAGCUGAGGGAGACCAUAAAUCUGACUAUAAUAGUGAUAUUGAUAGAGAGGUAUCUGAUGAAAUUCCUAGAAAACCCAUUGGCAGUGAUGACCUGAUGGAUGAAAUGCCUUUGGAAAAUAUUAAACCUGAGCAGCUUAAAAAUGAGGAACCUCCUGAACUUUUAGGCUCUGAGGAGGAAUCUGAUUGCAGAAGUAGCCAUCAAUAUGCUGAGGCACCUAGAAUAUAUGUGGAAGAUAACAGCCCAAAGCAUGAAAUAACCUCGGAGAAUUUAGAGCAGGAGCAGUUUGACAUGGAUUCAAUGAAAGCUUUAAAUGUACCGGAACAUAUGUCUGAUUGUAAAAUAGGUAUGGAUGAGCAAUUACCACAUGCAGAUCAAAGCAAGGACAAGGAGAUUGUUGGCUUGAAGUCUGAAAUAGUCUCCAGGAAUAUUGGAUCUCAAUCUGAGACGGAGCUAAGUGGAGUUUCAAGUAAUCCUAAUCAAGCAUCUGAUCCAAAGAGUGGCUUUGGUCAGCAGUCAUCUGAUGAAAAUCUUGGGGAGGCUAUGGAGGGUGAAUGCUUAAAAAAUGAACCAUUUUCAGAUGUGCCAAGCCAUGUUCACGAGACUAUGGAGACGCAUGACGAUAAAAAGGCUGAAACUGAGUUGCUUAUUGAAGGGAUCUGCAGCCGUGGUCCUGCGGACUUUAAUGUUGAUAACAAUGAGGUGGUGGCUAUGGAAUGCGAUUCGCCUAUCAAUGACAAACAAAUACCUGAAACAGAACCUGAAUUUCAAAAAAACUCAAAAGUAGGUGGAGAAGUAAAUUCUACUUUAUCCUUGGGUAUAAGUCAUGAGCCACUGCUGCCUGAUGCUUCUGCUGAAAAUAUCAAUAAGGAAGGACCUUUUGAAAUCGAACUUGAGAAAAAGUCAGAACAGAAAGAGAAAGAUGUUCCACGUCGGAAAUCUAGAUUCCAUGCAGCAUCCACAACAUGGUCUCCAGAAAUGGAAAAAAAACAUGAGCCUAAGAGGUCUGGAUCAAAGUCGGAGGGAAUGUCCUUGCCCACAGCCGAAGGAAAAUAUAUGCCCACAGCCGAAGGAAAAUCCAUGUCUACGUCUGAAGAAAAAUCCAUGCCCGUGCCUGGAGAAGGUUCUGCAUCCAAAUCACAGGGAAGAUCUAGUUCACGUGGGAGAUCUGGGUCCAAGUCGAGGGCAAAUUCCAGAUCCCGGGGAAGAUCGAGGUCCAGGUCCCGGGGAAGAUUGAGGUCCAGGUCCCAGGGAAGAUCGAGGUCCAGAUCCCGGGGAGGAUCAAGGUCCAGGUCUCGGAGAAGAUCGAGGUCCAAGUCACGUGGAAGAUCAACGUCCAAGUCACGUGGAAGAUCAAGGUCCAGGUCUAAAAUAAAGGGAAAGUCUAGAUCACGGUCACAGGAAAGGUCCAGAUCCAGGGGUAGGUCCAGAUCUCACUCAUGGGGAAAAGACCAUCAUAGUCGCUCCGACAGAUCUGCACAUGAGCGAAUUCGUUCAUUGGGGGAUGAUGGUGACCAAAAUAUCCAAACGUCUCCAUCCCACAAGAAAAGAUCCAGAUCUCCAAGUAAAGAAAAAGGAAAGGAUGAAACUCCAAGUGAAAGUGGGAAGAAAGAAUCAGAAGCAGACAGAGGAAGAAAAGUUAGGCAGCGUUCUAGGUCAAGGUCUAGAUCCAGGAAAAGAUAUUUUUCUGGAGAUAAAGAGGAUAAGCCUGGGGUUUCUCCAGGAAGAAGAGACAGAAAUAUGGAUGACAGCUGGAGAAAUGCUCGGGGAAAGGAUAGAUUCAGAAUGAAUGAGUGGGAUAGACCAAGGGGAUUUGAUAGUUUCCGAAAAGAUAACAGGUAUAGAGAAUUUCAGCAAAUGGGUAGAUACCCAAAUGAGCAGCCAGCUGUAGAUACGAACGAGUAUGUAGAUGAUAGGAACCCGGAGUGGGUAACGGAACAAUUACAACCUUCAUCUGAUGUUCAGACAAGAGAAAAUGAAUUCAAGAAUGAUGCCAAGUGGGAUGAAAAUAGAUACGAAAGAGAUGAUUCUUGGGGUAAUAGGAACAUUGCGCCAGGCUGGAGGCGUGGUCGUGGGCGUUUUCGGGGAGGAUCAUUUCGUGGUGACCAAAGUGAAAUUCCAUGGCAAAACCGGAGGUCAAAUUUCUCAGGCGAAGAGAAUAAUUCAGGGAAAUACCAGGGCACUGGGCCACGUAGGUAUGAUCAGCAACCUAGCAAAUGGGGAGACGAUUCAAAUCCAUCUUCUGACGUCCGUGACCGUUCCGGGUGGUCUUCUUUCUCAAGUUGGAACGCGAGGAAAACUCUUCCAGCAGAUGUACAAAAUUAUUAUGCAAAUAGGGGAAGGCAGUCUUCAGGCACGCAGUCAAGCUGGCAAGGAUCGGAGGCGGAACAGUACCAGCCUACAACAGAGCCAGCAGAUUCAUCGCAAGGGGCAUCAGCCUUCAGUGACCAAUCAAAUCAACAAAUGAAUGGCUCUCAACAAGCUGUUAAUGUUAUGCAGCCUGUUGUAGCACAAACACUGAAUCCCCCACCAUCCCAAACGAUGGGUGUCUUUCCUUAUCCAUUGAAUGUUCAUCCUCCUUUAAUGCAUUUUCAUAAUCCCUAUAUCCACCCGCCUCCCCCAAUGAAUGUGCAUGCAGGAAUAUCGGCAGUGCCACCACCAACUGCUGCGGGAAAUCUCCCAAACAGCCCACCCCCACCACCACCUCCACCUCCACCCUCUCAGUCAGUGAACUACGCAGUACAACAGCUUGACCUGACGCAACCUCAGACCAUCCCUCCUAGUGGUACGUCUGAAGUGGAUUUGCAGACCAGUGCUGCGAGUGUACCCAUUCCAGCCGAAGGCUCGAGCAAGGCAGUGCCUGUUUCACUUCCUCUCGAUAUUUCUUCUUCUGCCUUUCAGUCUGUCCAACAGGUCUUUGCAACUCUUUCAACUGCAAAGACUACAAUGGAAAAAGAAAGCCUGAAGGAAGAAUUUGAAGUAGAAAAGCCCAAAAAGGAGAAGAAAUAUACUGUUCAGGAAAGAGCUGUAGAUGAGGUAAAACUAGCCAUCAAGCCUUAUUACCAGAAGAAGGACAUUACCAAGGAUGAAUACAAAGAGAUAGUCCGCAAGGCAGUGGAUAAGGUUUGCCAUAGCAAGAGUGGUGAAGUAAUCCCAGGAAAAGUAGCAAACUUGGUAAAAGCAUACGUAGAGAAAUAUAAACAUGCAAGGAAAGGAAACGCAAAGCCCGAAGAAUCCAGUAUCAUUGGGAACAAGUCUUUUUAAACAAUAUAAAGAUAUAGCAGAUUGAUUACCAGUGUUAACAUGAACCCAAAAUAGAAUGAUGAGUAGGAAAUUUGUUUUCCAUUGGUUCAUAUAAUUUUUCCUACGGAGAUUGUGUUUUUUUUUUUUUUUAAACUGAUGCAUUUGGGACACCACAAUAACAUGAAAUGAAAGCAUGCUGUUGUUAGUUCAAUGGAGUUGCAAGGAUAAUAUGAUCUGUCCUAUCCACUCCUGUGGGCUCUCCGUAGAUCGGCUGUAUAAAUGUGAUAUUUGUUUAGAUGAUUUCCUAAUGUAUCAAAUUAUCUCUUACUGAUUCUUUUUUGUUAACUAGUUAAGUGUUUUUUGUAAACAGUUUCUAUGCUGUACAAAUGCCUCCAGGUUUAACUGGAAGCAUUGGAUCAUGUAGCUGCACUGAAGACUGGCAACUGAGGCUGUUCAGCUAUUUUAGUGCAUUUAGGGUCUAAACAAAAAUGAUUAACUCUGCUAGGACUGUUGCUCAGUGGGAAAAUGUUUGAUAAAAGAUUUGAUUCUAUAGUUUCAUUUUUGAGAAAAGCAGAAAAGAAUGGUUUAAAAUGUGAUUGGAGUAUUCUGUAAUACUUAACCUCCACACCAAAAUAAAUUUUCUGCUGCUUGUCAAAACAGUUUCUGGGUCUUGAUGAACAUGUAUAUGGGUUUAAAUUUAUUGAAGAUCAGAUGAGAAAUUUGUACAUCUACUCCAGACGUGGAAUCCUUUGUAAAAGUAUUUUUGUUUGAUGUCCUGGUGAUGGUUUUAGAGUAGUACAUUCCAUUAGGUACUGACAUUGUUCGGCUAACUUUAAACACAAUGAAUUAGUAUGGCAACGGCCGAUUCAAAUACUGGGGUUGGAUCCUGUAUUGUAUUGCCUAUAUAACUUACAUAUUGAAUGAAGCUUAUUUUGGUAUUAUCAACAGCUUGAGGUCUGUAUUUCUACAGCUUCCAAAACACUAUUGUCAGCAGUGCUUAAUUGUUUUUUAUAUUAUAGCUGAUAAUCAUGUAGAACAAUAUCACAUGCCUGCUAGUUGUUGUUUAAUGGAAUCUUGUAAUACAACAUCAGUUGUUCCUCCCCUCCUUUUUCAUUUUCUUUAUGCCCCUCCUCUGGAUUUCCUUUAAAUCCUUUAGGUUAUAUCAAAUACCUUUCACAUGCUUGCAUUUUGGAUAAGAGGACUAGCAUAUUUUAUAUUGGCAAUACAAUUUAUUGAAAAGCCACACACUUCAUUCAAAAAUGUACUAAUGAAAGGAAUGAGUGUGAGAAAUCAUUAAUUCCAAGAAAAGGUUGGUAAAUUUUACAUACGGUAAAAGUGCAGGAUUAACAUUGCGAAGGUUUUCAGCCUAUUUGAAGGUAUACAUGCAAAGUUAAGUGUAUACAUUAAAAACCGCCUAACAUGUUAA